AUGAUCGAGGAUGUUAUCAACGACAGCGACCUUCAGCUCGGCGAGAGCCUUAUCGAGAAAGAGCGCGACCAAUCCCUCUGGGCUUCGGCCAUGUCACACAAGCGGAUCUUGGCCCAUUCUCUCGCUGCGCUUCUGGCUGGAGGAGUCUUUGGCUACGACAGCGUCAUCAAUGGGGCCUCGUUGUCCAUGCCUGCCUUUCUCCUCUAUUUUGGCGAACACACGGCAACCGGCUCGUUGUUCGUCCCAUCCAUCUGGGCCUCUUUGUGGACCGCCAUGUCGUACCUUCUACAAGCCAUUGGCGGUUUUGGCAUUGGAUUCGUCUCUGACCGCAUCGGGCGGAAAUGGGCGUGUGUUGCUGCCUCAUGUAUCUCCAUUGUCGGCGUUGGGGUACAAUUCGCCGCUACCAGCCGAGGCAUGCUUCUUGGUGGCAAAAUGAUCAACGGUUUCGCCAUUGGCUGCAUUUUUGCCUCAGCAACGGCGUGGGCGUCUGAGAUCUCGCCUUUGCGUCUUCGCGGUCCUAUGCAGUCUAGUAUCGUCCUCUUCAUGGUCUUGAUGCAAGCAAUUGGCCUUAUCACGAUUCGUGUUUACAUCAGUAACCUCACACCCCACGCCUUCCGUAUGGUGUUCGCUUUGCAAUGGAUCUGGCCCGCCGCUGCUGGUCUUGCAUUCCUCGUCAUGCCUGAGUCACCAAAUUUCCUAGUACAGAGAGGCAAGAUUGACGCCGCAAAGAAAGCGCUUCAGCGUCUGUAUGGGUCUCAGAACCACAUUAACGCACGUCUUGCUGUAAUUCGUAAGCAGGUCGACCAAGAACGCCUCCAGUCAGAGGCACACGGCGACGCAAGCUACCUGGAGCUGUUCAGUGGUACAAACUUCAAGCGAACUUUCACGGUCAUCUGGCUAUUCCUUGCCACCGGACUCAACGGCGCGGCCCUCCUAUCUCAGAACAUAUACUUUCUGAUUAUCGCUGGACUUCCAGCAAUUCAUGGAUUCGAUGUCGGUAUUGGUGGCUUCGGUCUCGCUGUUGUUGCGAUCGUGCUCAGUUGGUUCUACAUGGAGAAAUUCGGUCGUCGUUCACUAUGGCUUGCGGGUGUAGGAGGCAACAUUGUCGUCAUGGCAAUAAUUGGUGCCCUGGAUUACUCACCCGCUAAAGGCAGUCUGUGGGCAAUUGCUAUUCUGAUGAAUGUCCUCAUUGCGUGGCAGAUUCUCACCAUAACUUCGAUAGGCUGGGUCAUCACCGCCGAGUUGUCCUCGUACCGCUUGCGAGCGAAGACACAAUCCAUCGGUGUCAUGGCGAGUGCCGGAACGACAUGGCUGUUCACUUUCACGGUGCCAUACAUGUACAAUACCGACGCGGGCAACCUUGGCGCCCGCACUGGCUUCGUAUUCAUGGGCAGCUCUGUGCUUUUGCUGAUUGGGUCUUGGUUCCUGGUACCAGACCUUAAAGGCUUCACCACUGAGGAAGUAGAUUGGCUCUACAAGCAGAAGAUCUCAGUUAGGCAUUUCCAGCAGUAUGCUGAUGGGAGGGCAAAAGAGGGCGCAGCUAUGAGCGCUGAAGAUACAACAGGUAAAUAA
Didymella exigua CBS 183.55 is the source of this 1572-nucleotide messenger RNA. RefSeq names its product general substrate transporter. Bases 1 to 1572 code for a protein of 523 amino acids. Gene Ontology annotation, molecular function: carbohydrate:proton symporter activity. Gene Ontology annotation, biological process: transmembrane transport; carbohydrate transport. Gene Ontology annotation, cellular component: membrane. NCBI's taxonomy places the organism in Eukaryota, Fungi, Ascomycota, Dothideomycetes, Pleosporales, Didymellaceae. The transcript is spliced from 2 exons. The record is from RefSeq and is a predicted model, not a curated record.